AAUAUGACAAUACUUUCGUUUUUGUCGUCGUUAGAAGCAGAUAUUUCUGUACCCUCGCUGUUGUCCACCGUGGCCGUCGUCUCGGCCACUGCCACAACCUUGUUCUUAAUCUGCAAGUCUCGCCAACCUAAAAGCAAUUCAACUGCCAAGAUUCUAUUUGUUUCCCAAAUCGGAACCUCAAAAGCCCUAGCUUCGUGCCUCUGCAAUUUGUUCGAGUCGUUCGGCGUCGUUACGGAGCUCGUAGAUGCCAGGGACUACGUGCCCGAAGCCCUACCCAAGGAGAACCUUGUCGUCCUCGUUGCUUCAACCUCGGAAGUUUGGAACCAAUUGCUCGGACAAGAUUUCAUCUUAACUGACAACCGUUCUCGCGGAGCACGGAUGUUCGCCCGUUCGAUCGUCAAGUACGCGAAGGGCUGUAAGUUUGGAUCGUUAGUUGUGAAUGCUUACGGUUUCAGUGCGUUUGUCGCCGGCAAAGGGGCUUCUGAAGAUGACACGAAUUUGAUGGCUAAGGCUGCCAAUCAUAUUAGGGAUUUGGGGGACACUAUUGAAUUGAACGCGGAUUUUGAGAGCUGGUGGGGAAGUGUUGUUGGGGUUUUGCAAGGUGCUGUUUCGGGAGGUGCUGCUGACGCCAUGUGCGGGGAAUCUGAUCCUGAGGAUGUUGGUUCUUCUGAUCCAAAGCUAUCCAUGACGCAGAGCUUAUACCUGUUUGUGGAAAAUACAGAUCUUGAUUUAGAGUAUGUUGGGAUAACAACCAUCACGCGCAGGAUGUUAACUAUAACUGAGGCCAACUUUAUUAAGAAUGGCACUGUUGAUCUUGAAGAUGGAGGUCAUGUAACUGCCGAAUGGCCUGUUAGAGAUGGUCUAUUGGUCGAUUAUCCAUUACCAGAUGGUCAAGGAUUUUGUUCUGUCGGUCACAGCUUCUUCUUUGCUGGUGGUAACCUGUGUGUUGUUGACCCAAAAUUGUGUUUGGAUUUGGAUGAAUAUUACCCCUCAAGGAUGUGUUGCCUCAAGUACGAGGGUUCUAAUUGGAGUUGGAAGUUUUGUGGAAGCAUGUUCUGCGACCGAUUUAGACCCUUAGUAGUCCCCUAUGAUGGCAAGUUGUACAUCUUUGGGGGUGGUGGAGAUGCAAAUUGCUGGGUUGAUAUUUACUGCCUAAAAUCAGGUCUAUGGGAAACAAGGGAAAGGGAAGUGUCAUAUUGCAUGGGCCAUUACACUUACUUUCUGUGGGAGGACAGCACCAAGCCUCACAAGAAGACGCACAUUGUAUUGUAUGCUCGUCGUGGUGAACAUCAAGGUCUUUUGUCAUAUGACGUCAAGGCUAACAAUUGGGAAUACCUUGAUUGGAAUUUUCCGCCAGUUCCUAGAUUAUGUCCAAGGAGACUUGUUCGUUUGGGAUGCAGUCAUUAUCUUCUGAUUGUUGACUUCGCUCCAAUGUGGCAUAUUUAUGAUUUAUCUAAGAUGAAGGUUGUGGAAACGGUGGAGGUGCAUGGUUUGAAAAAGACCGCAGAAGUAACGAGUAUUUUUUGUUGCCACAACACUAGCGAUGAAAGUUUGAUUUAUAUGUUCAUGAAACCUGAAAAUGCUUUCGAGGGAGAGCGAUCUACUAGCUAUGAUUCUGGGGUUGUUUCUUAUGCCAGAGUGAAGCUCGAACUCAAAACUUUCUCUGCCAAGAUUGAAUCCAAGAGUAAUCUUAACGUUGGUAAUUUGGUAAAACUUUAUAUGUUUGCUGUUGGAGAUGAAGACCAAUAAUUGUUUAACAACAGCAGUAUAAGAUCUCGAAUCUGUGAAGCAUUACUGUUCCUGCACAAGAAUUUGAUGACAAAAUAAAAGUUAUGUUGACAAGUGAAGUGUUAAUUGGAGCCAAGUGUCAAGCAAUUUCCGAUAAGCAAGUAGAGUGCAAAAGCAACUCUCAUAACUAUGAAUGCAACCAGGAAUGCAUAGACAAACAUGGUUUCAAGGCCUAUGGAGAUUGCUAUAAUAAUUCCCUUUGUGUAUGCACCUUCAAUUGUCCCUCUAAUAAUUAGUUUGUAGAAUUUUCAUAUACCACUACAUAUUAUUAGAAUUAUUUUGUAAUAAUAACGAGAGUGGUUAAAAACUCUGAAAGUAGCACUAUACAUGAAGGUUAUAGG
This is a messenger RNA of Arachis duranensis, 2129 nucleotides long. RefSeq lists its product as uncharacterized. Bases 4 to 1749 code for a protein of 581 amino acids. Gene Ontology annotation, molecular function: protein binding. The record is from RefSeq and is a predicted model, not a curated record. The transcript has 5 exons. Lineage: Eukaryota; Viridiplantae; Streptophyta; Magnoliopsida; Fabales; Fabaceae.